Molecule: messenger RNA, 3092 nt
Organism: Dufourea novaeangliae
Lineage: Eukaryota; Metazoa; Arthropoda; Insecta; Hymenoptera; Halictidae
Gene: rk
Product: lutropin-choriogonadotropic hormone receptor
Exons: 13
Coding region: 24-3092 (1022 amino acids)
Biological process (GO): G protein-coupled receptor signaling pathway
Cellular component (GO): membrane
Molecular function (GO): G protein-coupled receptor activity; protein-hormone receptor activity; protein binding
Source: RefSeq, a predicted model, not a curated record
AAGCUAAGAUCAAGCUGGCCGGCAUGUGCACACAGUACACCGCUGCCACUGUCGUCCUCGCGAUGUUUCUAUGCCGGAUUUGCUCUGCCGAUGAGCAGCAGCCCGGAUCCUUGCACGGACCGGACGCCUGCAACGUCACCGCCGACGGACGGGAGGUUAUCUGCCGCGGCGCGGGCUUUCUAUCCAUCCUGGACCCGCUCGAUCUCGCUGUUCUUACCACCGCUGUGAAUCUCACCAAACUAGACCUAACGAACAACAAUAUAACAGACAUUCCAGUCCGUGCCUUCCAUCGAAUUUCCAGUCUUGAAGUGUUAUUACUCCGACGAAAUCGUUUGCACAUGAUCGCCGACGAUGCAUUCACAAACUUAACGAGCCUUCGAGUAUUGGAGCUCGAUGACAAUUAUUUAACAAAAAUUCCGACCGCGAUCGUAAAGCUCUCUGGCCUUGAAGACCUGUCCCUCUCGAACAACAGAAUCGAGACGCUGGACGGGCGUGUUUUCCAGCGGGUCACUAAUCUGUUGUCGCUCGAUCUACGCGGGAAUCCCAUCAGGCAGAUCCACGGGGACACUUUUCAGAAUCUACGGAAGCUCCGUAAGCUGAUCCUCUCGAACCUGAAGGAAUUACGGAUAUUUCCGAAUCUGAACGGGACACGGUCGUUAGAAGUGCUGAGAUUGGAUCGGGCGCAAGUAACGGACGUCCCCGUGAAUUUGUGCGAGCAAUGCCCGAAAUUGAAAAGUCUGGAUCUGAAGUCCAAUUACUUGACGGCGAUGCCGAAUUUACGGAACUGCAGCGAGCUACGUGUUUUGGACUUGGCCAUCAAUCAGAUUUCAUCGUUGCCAGAGGAACCGUUCAACGGUCUGGACAUGCUGCACGAUCUCCUCCUCUCUAACAACCGGCUGACGAUGAUUUCAAGCGACUCGUUGGUCGGACUGACGAGACUGCAGGUGUUAGACCUGGAGAGCAAUUACAUCGAGUACAUACACCCCGACGCGUUCAAGGAGACCAAACACCUGGAAGACUUAAACCUAGGAAACAAUGUGUUCCCCGCACUGCCAACAUUAGGACUGUCAGGACUGCUGCACCUGAAAACGUUUAACAACCCAGCGCUCAGGGAAUUCCCAUCGCCAGAACAGUUCCCAAGAGUGCAAACCAUGGUGCUCUCGUACGCUUACCAUUGUUGCUCGUUCCUGUCGAUCGAAGUGGAGGAUUCGGUGACCAAAUCGUCCGUCCAAGAGUCGAUUCUGUUCCCCACCGAUAACGAGUUCGACAUGAGCCUCUGGAACUCGAGCUUCGCCGAUAUCUGGCCGCAGCUGAAUAACAUGACCGACAAAUUCGGCUCGAAAAUAAAUGAACUUUGGGCUAAAUUUGGUUCAGAUUUUACGUACCCCGGUAACCUGCCCUCAUAUGUUGAGGAUUAUUUUGACGAGCAGAACAACCGCGUCACGCUGCCAGCACAGACGCUUCCUGCUCACGUCCAGUGUUUACCCCAACCUGGUCCAUUUUUGCCCUGUCAAGAUCUAUUCGACUGGUGGACGCUGCGUUGCGGUGUAUGGGUAGUAUUUCUACUCGCCAUGCUCGGAAACGGCACGGUCGUUUUCGUACUGAUAUUUUCCAGAAGCAAGAUGGACGUUCCCCGUUUUCUGGUUUGCAAUCUUGCCGCCGCUGACUUCUUCAUGGGCAUCUAUCUAGGUCUCCUAGCUGUGGUGGACGCCUCAACCCUAGGCGAGUUCCGCAAGUAUGCGAUUCCCUGGCAGACAUCCGCUGGCUGUCAGCUGGCUGGCUUUCUCGGCGUGCUUAGCUCCGAGCUGAGCGUGUACACCCUGGCGGUGAUCACUCUCGAGCGAAACUACGCGAUAACCCACGCGAUGCAUCUGAACAAACGUUUGUCCCUGAAACACGCCGGCUACAUUAUGACGGUGGGCUGGUGUUUCGCUCUUUCAAUGGCCACGUUGCCGUUGAUCGGAAUCUCUGACUACCGAAAGUUCGCCAUAUGUCUCCCGUUCGAGACAACCGGGAACGCCGCGCUGGCCUACGUGAUAUUCCUGAUGCUAAUCAACGGGGUCGCGUUUCUGAUCCUGAUGGGCUGCUAUCUGAAGAUGUACUGUGCGAUCCGCGGCUCCCAAGCAUGGAAUUCGAACGACUCCCGUAUAGCCAAGCGUAUGGCGUUGUUAGUGUUCACGGACUUUCUCUGCUGGUCCCCGAUAGCGUUCUUCUCUCUAACAGCGACGUUCGGGUUGCAGCUGGUCUCCCUGGAACAGGCGAAGGUGUUCGCCGUGUUCGUUCUACCGUUGAACUCCUGUUGCAAUCCGUUUCUGUACGCGAUCCUUACCAAACAGUUCAAGAAAGACUGCGUGCUGAUCUGCAAGGCAAUCGAGGAGUCCAGAGUGACUAGGGGGAUCGGCAGGUGCCGGCACAGCUCGAACUUCAGCAACAGACAAACACCGGUGAACACUAACAGUCUGGUGGACCGAUCGUCCAGGGACAAUCAGACGCCGUGCGCUUGCAAUUCGAGGCUGUUGGAGACCGGCGGACAGUGUUCCGGGUACAGACGAUGGGGAACCAGGAUACUCUGGCCGUGCGCGAAAGACACCAGACCGCGUCACGCGAGGAGCGAUCAGUACGCGUAUCAGAUCGCUGAGAUACAACAGAAACAACACAAGAGAGCCUCCUCGGUGUCGUCCAGCGAGAACUUCUCGUCGUCCAGAUCGGACUCGUGGCGGCAGACACACCAUUGCGGUAUACCGUUGAGGCUGCUCGACCCCAAGAGACGCGCCUCGUCCUGGCUGAUCACAAGGAAACCGUCGCAGGACUCGAACCUCAGCUCGUCUAGAAACGACUCCUCUGGUUCUGCUACUACGGCCAGUACCAGCACCUGGAGGAUCUCGAGAUCUAGCGCAUCAUUGGAAAUCACUGCGCGGAACACACCUAGGCCAGCCAGGUCGAAGCCAAGGCUCACCCGUCAGCUGGCGAUCCAAGAGCCGGAACCGCCGGGAUCUCCGAGUCGAUUAGCGGUCAGGUUACUCGCGACGAUACCGUCCGCGGCUGAAACCAGUGACCAACAGGACGACGACGCUACGCCGCCGCAAAAUUAA